GGGUCUCUCCCCUCUCCGUCUCCGCCCUCUCCUUCCACCGGCGGCCCCCUCCGCGGAGGAAGAGCAAAGGGAUAAAGCCCUAGAGUUUGGCGAGGGAGGGCGGAGCCGCGGCUGCUGGUCGGUGGUCGCUACAUCGGAUCUCCCCGCCGCCGUCGCUUGAACCUAGGCCUUUGUUCUCCUUCCCCGUGAGGUGCCGCAAUGGCCGCGAAAGGCUCCUCAUCCAACAUGGAGAAGGAGCAGAUGUUUUGGAUGGCGGAGAAGGAGAUGGAGUACAGGGUUGAUCUCUUCAAUAGACUUACACAGACCUGCUUCGACAAGUGCGUUGAGAAAAGGUAUAAAGAAACUGAGCUCAAUAUGGGUGAGAACAGUUGCAUCGAUCGAUGUGUUUCCAAGUACUGGCAGGUGUCAAACAUAGUUGGUCAGAUGCUUGGGAACCGGCCUCAGAUGUGACCUGGGAAGCACUAGUUGCAUUUUUGUAGCAUAAUCUGUCGCUCUGUUUCCCCAUUUUGGUUGGUUUUACAAUGUGGCCACCUGCUAGUAAGUGCUCCAAUACAGCACCAGUGACUUGCUAAUUCAUGGACCGCCCAAAAGGAAAUCCCAAUGUCUUGCACUUUCCAGGGAUGUGCCUUGUCUAUGAAUCAUGAACAGCGAACAUGCUUGUAAUAAUUUGAUACAGCUCGAGAGAACAAUUCUGUUGCUAAAGUUGCACCUGUCUGGUAGUUGAACUAUUGUAUCGAUGCAUUUGGACUGACAUAGCUGGUGGAUUCGACUUUU
Messenger RNA from Panicum virgatum (switchgrass), 774 nucleotides. Its product is annotated as mitochondrial import inner membrane translocase subunit TIM10-like. Gene Ontology annotation, biological process: protein insertion into mitochondrial inner membrane. The record is from RefSeq and is a predicted model, not a curated record. Gene Ontology annotation, cellular component: mitochondrial inner membrane. The transcript has 6 exons. The coding region runs from base 199 to 450 and encodes 83 amino acids. Lineage: Eukaryota; Viridiplantae; Streptophyta; Magnoliopsida; Poales; Poaceae.